UCUCUCUCUCUCUCUCUCUCUCUCUCUCUCCAUCCUCUCCUAAAGCCCUUUACUUUGCGCAUGUACGGCUAAACUGAACAUUUCAUCGACUCCAAGAUGGCGUUAACACCGCUGGCUUGCGUUCUGCUUCUCCUUUCCAUGCAAUGCUACAUCAGCACCUUGGCAGUCAUCCUCAAGACGACGAAUGCUAAACCAUGGGUCAAUGAGUUUGAAUCGAUCGAGCUGUCCUGCAUGAUAGAGUCAAUCACCACUUCUAAUCCAAGAAUAGAAUGGAAGAAGAUUAAGAAAGGAGAGCCAAGUUAUGUAUAUUUUGAAAAAGAAAUAGCAGGUGACUUGGAAAAGAGAGCAAGAAUUCGAGAACCUGCGUCCUUAUUCAUUCUCAACGCAACAAGAGCCGACACUGCUGAUUACCGCUGUGAAGUCACUGCCCCAAACGACCAGAAAUCCUUUGAUGAGAUUUUGAUCUCACUCACUGUAAGAGUGAAGCCCGUUGUGCCCAGAUGCUCUGUACCCAAGUCCGUCCCGGUAGGCAAACCGGCAGAGCUGCAUUGCUUGGAGGACGAGGGCUACCCAAAGUCCCAAUACCAGUGGUUUCGCAACAAGGAGGAAAUCCCAGACGAUCCCAAGAGCAGCCCAAAGUUCUUCAACUCCACCUACACCUUGAGCGGAGAGACUGGCACUCUGAAAUUCAAUGCGGUCAGGAAGGAGGAUGCUGGAGAAUACUACUGCAGAGCCAGGAAUGAGGCUGGGUUCUCUGAAUGUGGAGCGCAGAUGAUGGAAGUUUAUGACAUCAACAUAGCUGGAAUCAUCCUGGGCGUAGUGAUUGUGGUGACGGUGCUUCUGUGUAUAACAGUGGGCAUCUUCUGUGCCUAUAAACGAGGCUACUUCACCAGCCAGAAGCAGACGGGAAACAAUUACAAAGCUCCCGCAAAAGGAGAUGGAGUGGACUAUGUCAGAACAGAGGAUGAGGGGGAUUUCCGACACAAAUCCUCGUUUGUCAUCUGAGAGGAGGAAGACGGGUGAUGGAGGAGAUGUGGAAUUUCGUUUGAAAGUUAUUAUUGGCGCUAUUAUACCUCGCAGACACAAAUCCCCAAAUGAGGACAUCGACGUCGGAGCUGCCAUUGUACGUGCCUCGCUUUACGGCACGUCUGCAACAACACAAUUUGUAUUUGCCAAAGGUGAAAAAAUAAUCAUGUCUGAUCACUGUUUAAAGACACUAUAUGUCACUUGUUAUUUGUUUAAUUCAACUUUUACAGCCCCUUUUUACUAAAAUUUCACCUACUGUAUUGUCCAAUUUCAGUAGAACCAGACAUAUAGCAAGAAAACGUUUUCCUCGAAUCUUCUGUCUUUUUAAAACAUUUAUUUUGUACUAGGUAAAUUUGUCAGACUAUUUUUGAUGGAAUAUAUUUUAAAAUGCCUACAAAUAAAAAAUACAAGAAUUACUUUUUUUAAAUAUUUGUAAAAUACUAACCUGGAAGCCAGUACUUAUUCUUUUUAAUUUGGUUAUGAAAGAAACCAUUUCCACCAACAUCCCAAACUCUGUUUUAGUCAUUCAACAAAAAAAGUAAUGUACAAGACCACUCGAUGUGUGGAUGUUUUGUUUUCCGUUCAGUUUUUAAAUCCUUUCAAUGGUAUAUCCAGCGACACCGGCUUCAAUCAAAGGUCUUAUGUACUUACUAUACUGCUGGGAUUUCAUGUUAAUCGUGAAAGGACGUUCCAUGUUCAUGUUUGUAGAUAGUCUUAGACAGUGAGUAUCUUCAGAAUAUUUUGAAAGACCAGGGCUGCGUAUCCUUGAUUUUAAGUGUCCUUCUAUGCUAGCUGUUUAUCUUGUAUAUAGUGAAUAUACUGUCUAGGUUGUUUAUUUUUUAUUAUAAUUUUUUCUUCUAUUUUUCUCGCUCCACAUUUGAGUGAGAAACGCUCUCUGUGUUACUUUUUAACUUAACAGGGUUUGUUUGUUGGCUAACUGUACUGGUUGUAAAUAGAUCCACUGUGAGCUACACUGUGCAUAAGAAGUUUCUGGUUUAACCAAACGUUGAAUGAGGCAAAUAUGACACUCUUUCCAUGGAAAAGCGAAAUGGUCAUGGUACAGAGGGGAUCUGCCUUAUUAAUACAUUAACAAUCUGGAACAAUGUACACUUCCAUAGCAAUGAUAAUGGAUAAAUUUGGACUAUUCACACAUACUUUUGAAGAUGUUAAAGGGUGCAAUCCGCUGAAACGAAAUGCUAUUGAUAAUAUUUUGAGUAAAACCAUUUUAUUUUAUUCUACCAUGUUCUCAGAAAACUUCUGAAGCUAACUUCUGAAGAGAAUCAUAAAUCAUUCCUCUUAAGUGCCUUCCUCUGUAGACGGUGACAAUAAUGCUGUUUUCAAUCGUUUAAUGCUGUAGCAGUUAAUUGGAAUAUGCAGAACAAUUUUUCUAAUUCACAUCUAAUUCAUCGCUCUUAAACCAGGUCAAGAUUAGAAAAUAACAGGUGUUUGAGAGGAAUGAUAAUGUUCUGCGCUCACUGUUUUGGUCACGCAUAUCUAAUAUUAUAUAUUUUACUGUAAAUAGACAUGUAGUUGUUCAUUGUUUUGUUUUUUUUCUUUUUCAUUGACAUAGAUAUUCUAUUAUGUAUUAGUGCCUAAAUGUAGAAUGAAAUAAUGUUUCAGGAGGACAGAGCACUAGUGUUAAUUCAGCAGAUGGAAUUGGAAAUUCAUAAUUUCACUAGACAUGUGCGAUAUAUUAUUGAUUUAUAUAGUAAGUUAGAAAGCGAGGUAUAGCCUACAUUAUGGGUCACACAGCCCAAUGUCCCUGCAUAUGUCACUGUGAGGGAAAAUUUGUGGUUUUGAGAGAAAAAAGAAAAGAAAGCAGGGAUAGCUGUACCAAAUACUGACUGCCAAAAGAGCAUUUUCUCCAAUUCCAGUAUUAUUCUGCUCCCAGUUCUCUUUCUUUUGUUUAUUUUGUUUAUAACUAUUGAAAAAGAUUUCUUGGAAGCUGAGUUCAGAUGUUUUUCACACAUUUUAGUUUCUGUGGAGUUUGUGGUUGUUUUGGAGACAGCUGGAAUUUGAAGUGAAACAUAUUUCAUUUACUGAAUUCAUGUAAUGUCCCGAUGGUUUGGGACCGGUGCAAAUCCUGUGUGAAUUCUUGAACAGUAUGCUUGUGAUUAAUAAAACUCACUUCUUAAAUUCA
This is a messenger RNA of Carassius carassius (crucian carp), 3166 nucleotides long. It is a transcript of the gene jam3b, whose product is annotated as junctional adhesion molecule 3b. The record is from RefSeq and is a predicted model, not a curated record. Gene Ontology annotation, molecular function: protein homodimerization activity; protein heterodimerization activity. Bases 97 to 1005 code for a protein of 302 amino acids. Gene Ontology annotation, biological process: angiogenesis; cell adhesion. The transcript has 9 exons. Lineage: Eukaryota; Metazoa; Chordata; Actinopteri; Cypriniformes; Cyprinidae.